Enterospora canceri is the source of this 831-nucleotide messenger RNA. Lineage: Eukaryota; Fungi; Microsporidia; Enterocytozoonidae. The record is from the annotation of a GenBank genome assembly.
AUGAACAAAGAAAUUUCAAAGCUAAAACCAGUUCGUUAUUUUAGAUACGCCACUGGUCUCCGAUCAUUUAAAAUCUACCGUGGAAUGCUCUAUACGCUUUCUUAUCGUGGAUUUGGUCUCUCUAAAAUGAAUAAUUCGCCUACAAUUCAUAAAAUGGAGAAACACGUCUUUACAGACAUGUUUGUGACAGAUGAAUACGUAUACUUCACUACAUCACAUUCUUGUUAUAGUAGCACAAUUGAUUCAUUCAAAUUGGAGCACAUUUGUGGUAUUGAUCAAUUAUCUGUUUAUACUACACAAAGUAACAGAUUAAUAUUGGGUAAUAAAGAUGGAAUUAUGGUAUAUAAUGGAGUCAAACAGGUUCACGACUAUAUAUUUGCAGAUAAAUAUGGCAUAGUAAGUGAUAUUAAAUCACAAGAGGAUGAUAUAUUGAUUGGCACUGAAUCGGGUAAAAUAGUAAGAGUCAGUAUUGAAAACAGAAAAGAAGAUGUCAUAAUCAGCUGUGGGAAAUCAAUCAUCAAAUUUGUAACCUCAGGUGAUCUGAUUUAUGUUCUCACAACUGAUUUAUCUGGUUACGAAAUUAUGAAAAUCACAGCAGAUAAUAAGGUUCUUGGUAGACUCAAACUAUCUGAAUAUCCAUUUGGCAUUGUGGAAUAUAGGAGUGCCAUACUGAUUCAAUUUGAAUACUCGAUUGCUUUCUUUGACGAUAAUUUAGAACCAAUUGGGCAGAAAACCAGUCAUAUUCAAAUCAAACAGAUUUCAAUAGAAAAAGAUGCCUGUUUCAUAGGCUAUUCAUGUGGCCUAAUUGAACAAGUUCUCCUGAAUAAAUAA